AUGAAAAAAAACUCAACCUCAAAAAAUGCAAGAUUAUUAUCACAAUUAGAAGAAAUUUCUUGCAUGUUAAAUCAAAAAAAUGCUACAAUAGAAAACAAAGGUAAUUUAACUAAUGAUACAAUUAAGCUCAAUACAGAAAUUCAAUCAUUUAUGGAUGAUACUCGUAAUGAACUUCAAUUUUAUCUUGAAGACAAUAAUAUUACGAAUGACACAGAAAAAUGUCUAAAGGCAUCCUCAUACAUAAAUUGGAGAGGACUGGACUAUGUUAAUUUGCUAUUAAAUGAAAAAGAAAAUUAUAAUAUCUCCUGUGUUGUUGAAAAAUGGAAUGAGAAACAAAAAUCUUUUGAAACAAGUAUAGAUGAAAAAACAAAAUCAACGUGUAAUGCAACCACGUUUAAUUAUUGUGCUAUUUUGAAUAAAAAUGAUAAAUGCACUAGACCUUAUGAAAAUAAUGAUCUACCAGUAACCCCAUUAUUAACGUACGAAAAUCUCAAUGAAGAUAUUUAUAGUACUACUAAAGCUAAACUUAUUGAAGAUAGACAGAUUAUAUUUCAUAAUAUUACUAAUGAUAUAUCUGAUUACUAUUACAGAAUGUAUGAAAAUAACAAUUCUACACUUAAUUGUGGAAAGUGGAGUAUGUAUAUAUAUAAGAGAGGAAAACAAUUUAUUAAAAUGGCGGCCAAUGAAUUAUAUGAAGAUGCAAUAUAUGUAAAUGAUACUAUUACAAGAUGGAAUCAACAUAGUAUUCAAUUAGAAACUACUGUGUUAGAGGAUACUAAAAAUCAAUGUAAUAUGACAAAAUUUAUUUAUCAAAUUAAAGAGCAAGAAAAUUCAAAUAAUCCAUAUGAUUUAUCUUGGCUUUUAUCAAAAAAGAAUCAUAAACAACCUAACGAAAAUACAUAUAAUACAAGUGCAUUACCAGAUAACGUACAACCUACAACUGUAGCUCCUAAUGUAUUGGAUAAUGAUACUACUACAGGUUCAUUGGGUGGCAAUACGACUAGUGUUAAUAACGUAAAUGGUAGAAAUUCCUCUGAAAAUAUAUUAGCAAGCGACACCUCAGUACCAUCCGUUACUACAGAUCAAAUUGAUUUAGAAGCUUCAACCACAAUUUCUCCAAUAGACUCAACAGAAUCCAAUUCUUUAAUUCCAAAUAAUGUAAUACCUUCUAUUACUAAUACUAUAUCUCAAACAACCUCAUAUGCACCUUCUCCAGAUACUGCAAUAUCUCCUACAAUUAAAAUUUUACCUCCACAUUCAACUAUAACUACUUCUACAGAUGAAUUUACAAUGCUAUUAUCUUCUUCUACCCCUACAGUUAACGCUUCUUUAAAUGAUUAUGCAUCUUCUUCAAUAUCUAACACUACAGGUAUUUCCAUUAAUACUGAAUUACAUACAAAUAGCAUUACACCUUCUAAAACAUACACUUCACAUCCUAAAACUUCAUCUUUACCUUUUAAUGAAACUGAAACUUCUGUAAAUGAAAUUAUAUCUACACGUGGCUAUAAAUCUGUUACAAAUGACACUGAAUCUCCUAUAAUUAAACCUUUACCUUCUCUCGAGGUUGAACCUUCUCUUAGAACUAUAACUGGAACUCCUACAGAUAGCUCUACACCUCCACUAACUUCAUCUACUCCUAUGAUCACCACUUUGCCUACCACAAGUAAUUCUUUAUUUCCAACAGAUAACACAGAACAUUCGACAUCUACAAUUGACUCUGCUAUAAAUGGUCAAAUAUCUUCAUCAUCAUUUAACGCUACAGAUUCGUCAACUAAUAUUGAAUCCUCUGCGAGCAAUACUACAAAUUCUGCUGCUACAUCUUCUUUUUCCCCUGAAAAUAAACCUUCUGCAACUACAUCAUCAAUUUCUUCUAAAACUAUAGCUUCUAUUAUUCAUGAUUCUCCAAGAGAUGAUAUGAAUACUUCUACAAUUAAUUAUGAAUCCAAAAAUAGACCUGAAGCUUCUAUAAUUACACCUAAACCCUCUAUGCCUGGUGUUGUUAAUCCCACAAGUAUAACUGAAUCUUUUAAAGAUAGAUCUAUACAACCUACUGCUGUAGAUACUAAUAUUACUGCUACAUCACCUUUAUCAGAUAGUUCUACACCUUUUUCAACAAAUACCAAUGAACCUUCUACAAACAGAAUUGCAUCUCCUGCAACUAACACUACAUCUCCUACUUCUGAUAUUAUAUCUCCAACUCUACAUUCGUAUUCUCUUGAUAAAACACCUAUUCUCACAACUCCGACCGCUUUUCUUCCUCCAACAAAUAACAAUUUAACUUCAAAUCAGACAGAUAGUAUCCAGCUGCAGAACCUACAAAAUACACAGGCCCCUCUUAUACAGGCUCAACAAUAUAUACUUGAAAAUAAUACUGGAAAUUUUUCACAAAGUCCAAAUGCGACUAUUUCAAAUAAUUUUUCGACGCCAAACCCAUCAAAUAAUCCUACCGAUGUUAUGCCUACGGUUACACCUAAAGUUAAUUUACUAAUACCAAUGGUUCCAGUAGGUAUAUUUAUUUUGGGAAUUAUUUUUCUUUUGGUUCUUAUUUGUAAAUGUACUCCUAUUGGAUCUUGGAUUCGUAAUAGGAAGUCAAAAAAAAAAAAAGCAAGAAAAAAGAUUAAGAAAAUAACAAGGGAACCGUUGCUAAUGGAUACAAAUAAUACAAAGAAUGAACCAAUAAAUAAUCAAAAUUAUUCAUUCUUACACCAUGAAAAGGAAAUACCACAAUGUGAUAUGAGUUUGAAAAAUCGAAAAGAUUUAAAGUAUAAACAAGUGAAGAAAUCCAAAGCACAUAAAGGAAUGUAUAUGGAAAAUGAAAAAUAUUUGAAGUAUGAACAUAUGAAGAAAUAUAAACCUCGUGAAGGAAUGCAUAUGGAAAAUGAAAAUAAGUGCAUUCGUGAAGCUGUAGAAGUAUCAAAGAAGCAUGAAAAUGAAUUUAUAUUGAGAGAAAAACUAAAUGAAAAUAAUCCUACAAAUGAAAUUAAAGAUGAAUUAAAUAAAAAUAGAUUAGAAGAAAAUCCUAUUCAUGUUGUAGGGUAUAUUAGGAAUGGCACAUUAAAUGAGGAAAAAGCAAAUGAAAUAAAUUCGCAUAAGGAAAAAUCUACAUGUGAAGUUGAAAAGAAAAAUUUAGGAAAUAAAACAACAAUCGAGAAUGAUGUAUGUAAUUGGAAUUCAUGGGUAGAUAUACAUAUGAAUGCAUUACUAGAAUAUAAAAAAGAGGAAUGGAAAUUGAAUAAAACCGAAUUUAUUGAUAUUUGUUUAGAAGAGAUCCAAAAAGAUGGAGAAAAUUCUAAUUUAAAAGAUAUGGGAAAUAAUUUUGAAAUGAAAAUAAAAGAAGAAAAUAGUACCGAUAUAAUAGAUAAAAAUAGUAGUAUAUUAGAUAAAUAUAAAAAUGAAAAGUGGUUUAUUAUUUUGAAGAAAGAAUGGAAACAAGAACAAGAAAAAUACUUAGAAUAUUUAGAAGAAUAUGAAAUUGAAAAAAUGACAGAAAUGGGAGUAAAUAAUUUUAUGCUAGAUAAAAAAAAAAAAAUAUGGAAGAAAUGGAUAGAAUGGCAAAUAGAGCAUUCAUACGAAUACAAAAAUCAGAAUUGGUUUAUAAAAUUGUUAGAAGAAUAUGAAAAAGAAGAAAUUCAUGAAAAUAUAAAGGAAGAAAAAAUAGAUAAAGAAAGAAACAAUGUAAUAGAUAAAAGUGAAAUGAACAAAAAUUUGGAAAGGAGAAUUUUGUUAGAUAUUUAUAUGAUGGUAUUAGAGGAAUGUAUGAAAGAAGAGUGGGAAAAAGAAGAAGAAUUUUAUAAAACAAACAUUAUAGAGAUAAAAAAAUAUAAUGAUUUGGACGAUGAAACAAACAUAUUAGAUAAAAUAGAGAGAGAAAGAAGUAGGAAUGUUAUAUCAGAAAAAAAAAAAGAGGAAAUAGAAAAAUGGAAAAGAGAAAAAUGGUUUAUUGAGUUAAUGUUAGAAUGGAAAAAUGAUGAAGAAAAAUAUAUGAUGGAGACAAAUGAAGAAAUUUUAGUAAAAAAGAAUAAAAAAAUAAUAAUAGAUGUUGUCUUAGAAAGAAAAAGAAAUAUAUGGAAAAAACAUUGUGAAAAUAUUUGUAAAAAGUGGAAAGAAGAAGAUAACAAUGAAGAAUGGUUUACAAAGUUAGUUAAUGAAUAUGAAAAUGAAGAGAAAGAAUAUAAAAGUAGAAUUUAUGAAAAUAUUAUAGAAAAAGAAAAUGAAAAAACCCUAGAAACAGGUGAAUCAAUAUCAGAGAUUAAUAAAAAGGAGGAAGGUAAAAUGAGAAAAUAUGAAAGUAAUAAUUUAGAGGAAUUAUAUGAAAUGAAUAAUUCUAUAAUAAACAAAAAAAAAUUAAAAUGGAAGACUUUAAUAGAAAUAUAUAUGGUAAUAUUGGAGGAAUGUAGAAAAGAGGAGUGGUUAUUGAAUAAAGGAAAAUUUUUAGAAACCUNAAAUGAAGAGAAAGAAUAUAAAAGUAGAAUUUAUGAAAAUAGUAUAGAAAAAGAAAAUGAAAAAACCAUAGAAAGAGGUGAAUCAAUAACAGAGAUUAAUAAAAAGGAGGAAGGUAAAAUGAGAAAAUAUGAAAGUAAUAAUUUAGAGGAAUUAUAUGAAAUGAAUAAUUCUAUAAUAAACAAAAAAAAAUUAAAAUGGAAGACUUUAAUAGAAAUAUAUAUGGUAAUAUUGGAGGAAUGUAGAAAGGAGGAUUGGUUAUUGAAUAGAGGUAAAUUUUUAGAAAUCUGUUUAGAAGAAUUUAUAGAAGAAGAUAAGGAAAAAUAUCCGAAAAUAACAGAAAAUGAUUUAGCCAUCAUAAGAGAAGGGGAAGAAGACAUUACUACAUUAAUGAUUGAGAAACAAAAACUUUUAUGGAAAAAAUGGGUACAAAGAAACAAAAGAAUGUCAGAGAAAUGGAUAAAUGAAGAAUGGUUUAUUAAUUUGAAAAAAGAAUGGGGAAAAGAACAGGAAAAGUUUGAUGAAUUAACAAAAGAAUCAGAAAUAUCAGAAAUAGAAGCAGGAAAUAAUCCUAUGCUAGAGAAACAAAAAAGAAUAUGGAAACAGUGGCUAAAAAAACAAAGAAUGUGGUUUAUACUACAUAGCGAGGAGGAAUGGUUUAAUGAUAUAUUAGGAGAAUAUGAAAAAGAAGAAGAGUUUAUGAAAGGAACAACUAAAAAUGAUACGAAAAAAGAGAAGGAAAUUCAUGAAAAUAUAGUAGAAUUGAAACAAGAAGGAGAUAAAGAAAUAGAGAAAUAUAGAAAAAAGGAAAAAUUGAUACAAAAAGUUUUGAUAGAAAUACAUAUGACACUAUUAGAAGAAUGUGUGAAGGAAGAACGGCAAAAAGAAAAAGAAUUUUUUUUUAAAACAAUGAUGAAAGAGUUGAAAAUACAAGAAAAUUUAGAUGAAAAUGUUAUCAUAUUGGAAAUAAAAAAAAAAAGAAGUAGGAAUGCUAUAUUAGAUAUUGAAAAAGUGGAAAUAGAAAAAUGGAAAAAGAAAAAAUGGUUUAUAGAGUUAAUGUUGGAAAUGAAUAACAAGGAAAAAAAAUACAUAAAAGACAUAUAUGAAGAUAUUAUAGAAAAAAAGAAUGAGAAAAGAAUUAAAAAUCCCAUGUUAGAAAUGCAAAAAAUUAUAUGGAAAAAACACUGUGAAGAUAUUCAUAGGAGGUGGUUAGAAAAAAAUAAUAAGGAAAUUUUACAACACUAA
This is a messenger RNA of Plasmodium gallinaceum, 5685 nucleotides long. Its product is annotated as surface-associated interspersed protein (SURFIN). The record is from RefSeq and is a predicted model, not a curated record. Lineage: Eukaryota; Apicomplexa; Aconoidasida; Haemosporida; Plasmodiidae.